This is a messenger RNA of Mycena indigotica, 1410 nucleotides long. RefSeq lists its product as uncharacterized. The coding region runs from base 1 to 1410 and encodes 469 amino acids. The record is from RefSeq and is a predicted model, not a curated record. The transcript has 3 exons. NCBI's taxonomy places the organism in Eukaryota, Fungi, Basidiomycota, Agaricomycetes, Agaricales, Mycenaceae.
AUGUUCCCCAAUGAGCUGUACUGCGAGAUCCUCAAGGGUGUGCCGCGCAUUGACCUAGGGUCCAUCGCACGGUUUCACUUAUUGGUGCGACCGUUCCUCUACCGCAGGCUUCAUCUGCGGCCUUCUGCGCUAUCUCGCACCUGCACGAGGAAAUUUGGACUCCCCACAAUUGCCAACGCCAAAUACUUCAUCGAAAAGCUUCGGUUUUACGCCUCCCCCGAUAUUUGUCAAUUCGUCCAUGUGCUGCACAUCAUCGGAGACCACGAAGACACGACGCUGGAGAAGUUGGACUGGACAAUGAUGAUGGAGUGUCGCUUGCACGAAACUCCAUUCUGCGCAGGACGCAUGGCGCACGUUCUGCGUGAUCGGCUCUUUGAUUUACUGGGCAACUUCGUCCACCUUCGCAGCCUGAUUGCGGAGCGUCUGCUAUUCACCGCCCCAGCACUGCUUCAGCUCACCCGUCUUGAGGGGCCACUCACACUAAAUCUCAUACGGUGCUGCUUCCCAACGCUUCCUCUCCCCUUUGAUCCUUUCAUAUUCCCUAUGGUGCUCCGCAGCCCUAUCCGCAUUUGUGUGUCUACACUGACGAUAUCGAGUCCUGCAAAUGGGCGAGACUUCUGGCUGUGGCUAUCCCUCCUCAACCCAGACACAUUGAAGCAGGUGACGUGGGUCCUGGGAACACAGCCGGAGCAGUGGCCCUCCACCAUUCCAGCGGUGCUGCCGCGUGUCAAGACCCUUGUGCUGGACUUGCCCUGGCAGCUUUCCCGCCCUAGCUGGGCCGUUCUGCGCCAUGUCUUUCCAAGUGUUACAGCACUCACUGCGACCGGAGUGGCCAGCGGGCCCGAAUUAACGCCCCAGACCGUUCUUGCGAUGAUCACACCAUCAGGGUGGCACUUAAAUAUACAUGCGAGAGGCUUCCGAGCCCUGCGCGCGGUGCAAACUGGUUGCGGAAGCCUGACAGACGCUAUAUCCGGCACUAGCAUAGUGACCCUCCGCAUCGACGAGUGCGAGAUGCAUGCAAUGCUGUGGGCGCUGCACUAUGUCGAGGGCCCGGUGCCCCGCUCGAUCACAACGCUUGCCGUCCAUAUACGCGACGGCUCUGGCCCCGGAUGGGCCGCAGUCUUGACGUUCUUUCCUGCCCUCGACAAUCUGGAAUUCCUCGUGUCAAUGACGUUUACUGGAGAGAGCAUGGAAGCUACGCAGUGGCUCGAGAUGCGAGAUUUUCUUAUGACGUUCCCCUCCAUCCUUCCGACUGGUCUUACAACGCUAACUUUUGAAUAUCGGAGUAUCUCUGCCGCACUGGUGGCUGGCACAACCGACCAAUCACUCAUCGAAUCGGCGUCCGCCUCCGAGCUUGAGCCGACUCCAAGUUCCCGUCUCCCACCGCCGUUUACACAGCACAUGGGGUAG